This is a messenger RNA of Aspergillus ibericus CBS 121593, 714 nucleotides long. RefSeq lists its product as uncharacterized. Lineage: Eukaryota; Fungi; Ascomycota; Eurotiomycetes; Eurotiales; Aspergillaceae. The transcript is spliced from 3 exons. Bases 1 to 714 code for a protein of 237 amino acids. The record is from RefSeq and is a predicted model, not a curated record.
AUGCGGAGAUCCUCCAUGAACCUGAAAUGCCUGCAGAAACCGGCAUCGGAAUGGUCGGAGAAGCACUUGCGAUCCUUACAUGUGACACGCAGAGAUGGCACGCCGCUGGAGGACUUUGAUUUUGCGAGGUACAUGCCGGAGGAUGGCGACCACGGUAUGAUUGCCCCGUCUCAGUGCAAGGACCGCUUAGCAACUGAGCUAAAAGUCGGCACGAGGGACAGUGGGCACCAUCUAGCUCGGAAUGAUGGGUGUGUGGUGCUUCGAGGCAGGGAUGGGAUUGAGGCUGUCCCCAUCAUCAGUUUCGAGGCAAAAAAAAGGGAUCUAGGGAACCGAGUCCAUUACCCUGAGCACAGCCAAGAGCCCUACCGGGCAGAUAUUUUCGGACAGGAGGUGGCGUUGUUAUAUGGCCAGGCAUGCGCCUGCAGCGUGGACGGGACGGGGGACGUGGUGACGGGCCAUACAGGAUGGCUGAUAACCAUGCACGGUACACGCCUUCGGCUGCUGCAGGGAGACUUCAGCCGAGCGUACCUGUGCGGGGUCCGCAGCAAGACUCUGGCACGCACUCAACUCCUGGUGGUUAAGAGAUCCGACGAGUUCAAUGUCAAGUACCCAGACAGACGGGUGGAGGCCUUGAAGGCGGUGAUGGGCCUGUUGAGGUUCAUCAAGUUGGGGACGUACCGGAAUGCGUACCUCGAAAGGCUUGGAGCUCGUUGA